Molecule: messenger RNA, 2274 nt
Organism: Aspergillus terreus NIH2624
Lineage: Eukaryota; Fungi; Ascomycota; Eurotiomycetes; Eurotiales; Aspergillaceae
Product: Mis6 domain protein
Exons: 3
Coding region: 1-2274 (757 amino acids)
Cellular component (GO): kinetochore; nuclear body; cytosol
Source: RefSeq, a predicted model, not a curated record
AUGUCUUCAGAACCAGAGAGAGGUGCCUUUCCCUCCUACUGCUACAUUUACUUGAUUGUGCUUACAAUUCCGAAUGCAGAGCCUUCGCCUACGAGCCUUCUAGACGCGAUCGAGCAUCUUGAAGCAGAAAAUGACUCUUUAAAAGUUGCGCCUGUGCCUUCCAAGCAACGGUACACGGAUGCUGGCAAGCUUGCGAAGACUAUUGCAUCACGCGCGUAUGAUAGUGGGCUCCCUGGGGCUGCACUGGAGCGCCUAAUAAAGAUUCUCACGACCAGCAAUCAUCUCGACCAAGGCACUAUCACAACCUUGAUUAAGAACUUGUACCCUGCAGAGAGAGUCCCCUCUAAGCUUGUCACGCAGCUUGUGUGUUGUCUGGGGCCCACCAAGAACAAACCCUCACCUGCAACGCAGGUGCAGCUGUUGCGAUGGCUUAUUCUGGUGUAUGACUUCCUCGAAGACCGGACUCACCUGUCGAAACUCUAUGCUGUGCUCUUCAACUAUCUAGACAUGUUAAGCCUGCGCAAGCCUCUUUGCCAUAUUCUCUCGUUCAUCACCCGGCGCAAACAUGUCAAACCGUUUAGAAUUCAGGCUCUGAUGGAACUGGUCCGUUCCUCAGGCGGAGACGAAAAAGAGCUGCUCACUCUACUCAAAGUCUUCAAGAACUACUGUCCCGACGUGAUCGUUGGUGACAUGGGGAUGACUGGGAGGAAGGGGCUUGUCUUCAAGCACCCAGACCCGGAAUGGUCGAGCCAUCUGAAACUUCUUCAAGACACGAAUCUAAAGAGACUACAGGCAACCCAGCCCUCGAGCUUCCAAGUGGUCCACAGAGGAUUGGCGAAGAGAAGCAAAAUGGAGAUCAUUGUGCCAGACGUGCAGACUUCGCGCGUAUCGCAUAACCGCACAUCACUGGAAGAACUGCGAGAUGUGGACCAUUUCGUGGACAAGAUCGAUAAGAUCGAGCUGCCGAAUCAAAUUAUUUCGACGCUUGGAGACAACAUUGCUCAAAAGUAUCUCUUCUUGGUUGAGCCUGAAGCUGCGAGUCGCCGGUUGGAUGAUUGGCUUAAGAGUUUCCUAAGCGAUCAGUUGGAUGCCACGCAAAAUGAUGCAGAUGAUGAAAAUGAGUCCUUGGGUUAUAUUUUGAGCCUUUGCGUGGUCUACGUGCGAUAUACGAAGGACAUACCUCCAGCGAUCACGUCAUUCUUGAAGUCAUAUCUCCAUUCUUGGAAUGGCAAGGACCAUAGGGAGCAAAUAUACCACCUUCUGGAGUAUGUCGUUCUCGACGAGUACGAUUCUGUACGGGACUCAUUGCUAGCGCCUCUGGAAUCUGCCGUCCUAGAGAACGUGCUAUCAUCUCAACCCAGCUUGCUCGAAUUCCAUUCCUCUCUGAUUCGUCAAUGGGGUGUUAGGCUGAGGACACAGCCUUUCACUCUAGAAGAGUCAAGACCUCUACGUCAACUUAUAUCCCAUGCUCAAACUCUGGCAUUGUCGGUUCUAGAGUGUCCCUCCGCUGUGCAGGAGGCCGAAAGUGACGAGUUUGGAAAUUCGAAACCAGCCAUCCUGUCUGUGAUGGACUUCUAUUGCACACUGGCCGACUUGUUCUCACAAGCGCCUGCGAAUGGUAACAUUCGACUUAGUAUUCCGCUGGCGCCUACUGUUUACAGCCUUGUGUUUACCCCUCUGAGCUCGAUUAUUUCAAUCACCAGCUCCGUACUUGCUACCUAUAAGUCAUCCUUCGAGGCUUCGCUGGCAUCCCAAGUGCUGCAGACACCGAAUUCUACAGAUUCGCUCUACCCGCAGCAACUUGUUGGCCAAUUCAACGGCUAUAUUAUGGACAUCUGCAAUCUUCUGUGGCGCGUCCGGGGCCUCAAUGCCGAAGACCCCAACGCUUUGGGAUGCUUGGUACCCCCGGCGACGACCCGAGUGUUUGCACACUACGUCCAAGACACGCAUAAUGCUUCUCGAGAUAGGAGGCGUGAGACCGCGUUCACGUAUACAAUCGCUUCGAUGUUUUCCUUGAGUCACAAUGUUGCUUUGUGUAACUUGUCCGCAGCAUGUUUCGCUGACAUUGAGGAUGGAAGAGAAAUCCGGGAAGAUCAACCGCGGUUAAGGAAACCGGUGACGCAGAAGGCGCUGAGUGCAUUGGAGAAAGAGGGUGGUAUCAAGAUGACUUGGCAGGAGUACCGGGUACGCAUGCUCGACUAUCUCGAUGAGAUUGGAAGCGCCGGUAUUGGAAAUCUUAUGCGAAGUACGAUGAAGGCAUUGCGCAAGGAAUAA